UUUCGCAUCUUGGCAUUGAAGUUAGAUCCGCAUUCCUCUCUACUCGCCCGUGUUAACCUCUUGACAUUCCGUAGUUUUCUCCACUCGCUUCUACGCAAGUUGUCGGGUUGCCUGGUGGAGUUGCCGAGGGUUUGCGUCAACGAUUUGGUGGGCGUCUGAGUCAUAGCGAUGGUUAUUGGUGGGGUCCAAACGAGGAGCAAGCGGCGGGGACCACCGGCACGGGGAGGCGUUCCGGGGAAGAAGGUGAGAGUGGUGCAGCUCCAACCGGAUAGUACUGAUGAUGACUUUGUCGCGCCGCCCUUGGCUUUUCUUGCUAGGUUGCAAGAAGACCCUGUUUGGAAAGCCCCGGAUGGGAAGUUGUCUGCGGAGGAGGAAGCAGCUUUUCCUAAGGUCAAGACUAGGUCUCCUGCUGGCGUUUUGGUUGAUGCGCUAAAGGAUUUGUCCUUUCAACAGAAGAAGGCCAUUAGAGAUCUCGGGUUUUCAUCUUUGUUGGAGUUCAAUGUGAGUAAGUGCCCGCCUCGCCUAGUCUAUUGGUUGUUGUCCAACUUUGAUGGGCAGUCGCGAUCGUUUGAUUUGGGGGGUGGGAGGUCGUUGGCAUUGGAGGAGCGGGAUGUUGAAUUAGUGUUGGGGUUUCCUCGUGGUUGUGUUGAUAUGGUGAAGCGUGAUAGGUUUCAGAUUAGUAAUUUGUUGCAGCGGUGGAGGGAUAAAUUUGAGAAAAAGAGGCAUGAUGUGACACCCGCGGAGAUUUCGAAUGUGAUGGUGAAGCUUGUAGACGGUGGACUUUGGUUCAAGAGGCAUUUUUGUAUGUUGGUGUUGACGACGUUAGUUUCUUGUAUGCGCAACGGGUAUGCGAAUCAGAUGUACUUCCAGUAUUUUGAUGAUGUUUCACGUGUUCGGGAUUUAAACUGGUGCAAGCUUCUAGUUGAUUCGUUGGUUGAGACGCUGGCUGCCUGGAAGUCUGGCAGGCACAAGUGUUUUAUAGGCCCUGCUGAGUUUGUGGCGUUGUUUGACUGAGUAAUGCAUUUAUGUCGCUCGGUCCCGAGGGUGGUCUCGUCUUUUCGUGGGUGGGAUUCAGAUCUACUUAAUCAGCGGGAGCUCUCGGAGAUUCGUUUGGGUGGUUUUGGUGGUGGGGUUAUUGAGCCACCGCUCUUGGGUGGUGUCGGGUGUGAUGGUGGUGACCCUCCUCAGGAGGAUGGUGAUUGUGGUGUUGGUUUUGAUGAUUCCAGUCCCCUGCCAGCUUGUCGUUAUGGUCCUAAGGUACACUGUAUGUUUUUUUUUCUGUUUUUUUUCCCUUUUUUUUUAAUUGUGCUUGUGGGUCAUUGGGUACUGAACCCUUGCCUAA
Ipomoea triloba (trilobed morning glory) is the source of this 1342-nucleotide messenger RNA. RefSeq lists its product as uncharacterized. Bases 169 to 1014 code for a protein of 281 amino acids. NCBI's taxonomy places the organism in Eukaryota, Viridiplantae, Streptophyta, Magnoliopsida, Solanales, Convolvulaceae. The record is from RefSeq and is a predicted model, not a curated record. The transcript has 3 exons.